AUGGUAGAAGCUCAAACAGCACCAACACCUCUAGCUCCAUUGCUUCUUCGUAACAUCUUGUUACCCUUAUUCAUCUACAGCGAUAAAACCUUGAUAAACUUAUCCCACAAAUUCAAACUAUUCCAUAUCAUCCGUUAUACUCUAAUCACCGCCUUCCUGUUCUUCCUCAAAGUCAUCCCCUCCUUCAUCUCUUAUUCUCUUCACCCCAAUCAAAAUCAAAAUCAAAAUCACAACGCCGAUUCCGAAUUGGAUUCCGAUUCUGGUACUCAUCCAUGGGUUCCAUUUUUAAAGGGUAAUGACGCCGCCGAUGGUAGCUUAGUGGAUGAAACGUGCAUAGCGCGUGCACUGACGCAGUUGCUCGCUAUAAUCAACGAAAUACCCGUUCUCUCCGCCGCGUUUUCACGGGCACUUCAACAACUGCAAUCGGCGGCGGUGGCGGCGUCGAAGUAUGAUAUUGAGAAAAAUACAGCCACCGGUGGAGAUGUAACGAAAAAGGGCGGUGGCUACUUUGGGUUGAACCGGGUGAUCAAAACGGUUGGCCAUUACGGCGAUUUUGCUUGGACUCAGUUCACGAAACCGAAAACGCGGUUGCGGGUUUCGGCUGAGAAGUUGUCAGCUGAGUUGCUUUGGCUGGCGGAGAAACUAGUGGCGUGUGGAAGCGCCGAUGAAGCUGUGCGGCAAUGGGCUUCGGCUUCUAAGUUGGCUUGUGUGGCUCUCUCGGCUCAGCAGCGGCUACAAGGUUCGUUGGUCAAACUUUCAGUGUACUUGUUUAAGGAGGCAGUAUCUAUGGGUGUUCAAGAUGAUGACAUGGAGGAAUCAAGGAAAGCAAAACGAAGUUAUUAAUGUCAUGGCUACCAUUUUUGUGUCGAGCGACAAUUGGUGUAGAAGCACCUGUAUUAACCUUCAAUGAAAAAGCCGAGCUUGAAAACAUGUUAGGAAAGCUAAUUGAGUCCUUAAAACAUGAACAAGAACAAGAAAAAGUAUUGUCUUUAUGGCUCCACCAUUACGCUCAUUGUCCAUCUUCCGAUUGGCCUAACCUCCAUCACUACUAUGAUCGUUGGUGCACUGCUUCCCGCAACCUCUUCGUCCUCCAAGGCAAACAAGAAAAAUGACAUGUUCACUGAAGUGAAUUUGGUGCUAUAAACCAUUAAUUAUUAUUUUUUAUUGAAAGACCAUGGUUAUCAGAAAAUCAAGAUGCACAAUAUAUUUCAUCGAAGAAUGUGCAUGUAUAUAUUUUAAUUCAUUCUACUCUCAUCUUUUUCUUGUAAGAUGUGGAUUUUGGUGUGUGUAUAUAUAUAACUUAUGGC
Lactuca virosa is the source of this 1307-nucleotide messenger RNA. The record is from the annotation of a GenBank genome assembly. Lineage: Eukaryota; Viridiplantae; Streptophyta; Magnoliopsida; Asterales; Asteraceae.